UCUACAAAGGCAGAAUGGUUUUCUAAGUUGUGCGUCCCAACUAUCCAGCUUAGCCACACCAACAGCCUGGCAGGGUCAGCCUUAUAGAAAUGGUGGUUUGUUUGGAGGGGGAGGCUGGUGGCCCUGCCCCGAGGGGAUGACUGCUUAGGGGCUGGACAAAGGGAUAUGUGAUGGUGACAGCUCACAAAGGACAGUGGAGGAUAAGUGUGGUGGUGCCAAGUGACUUAGGCAGAGCCCUGCAGGGAGAUGGGCAGUUGCCUUCACUCCCUCUCUCUCUCGGCGACUUGAUUUGUGGCUGGUGGAGCUAUCUGAAAUGAAGAGAACUGUGAGCAGUGAGUGUCUGUUACCUUAUUACACGGCCAACAGCUACCGUUCAAUGGGCGUGUUCGACACCUCCAUGGGGGACCUGCAACAACAACUGUACAGGGGAGGAGAGUAUGAUAUUUUCAAGUAUGCACCCAUGUUUGAGAGCGACUUCAUCCAGAUCAGCAAAAAAGGAGAGGUGAUUGACGUCCACAACCGCGUCCGAAUGGUGACUGUGGGCAUCGCAUCCACCAGCCCCAUCCUCCCACUCCCUGACGUCAUGCUGCUGGCCCGGCCAACGAAAGUCUGUGAAGAGCACAUCAGAUUUGUCCGGCCCAUCAAGGGGAGAGGCCGCAAGCCCCUAAAGACCCUAGAGCUCACCAGGCUGCUUCCCUUGAAGUUUGUCAAGAUCUCCAUCCACGACCGCGAGAAACAGCAGCUGCGCCUGAAGCUUGCCACUGGCCGUACGUUUUACCUGCAGCUGUGCCCCUCUUCAGAUGCACGGGAAGACCUCUUCUGCUACUGGGAAAAGCUUGUCUACCUCCUGAGACCUCCAGCGGACAGUUCCAGCAGCACCCCGACGCUCCAAACUGGAGAUGCAACCAUGAUAGAGGAUGACAAAAGCCUACUGAGCACAGAGCUCCACGGACAGAGGGAUCAGGAUGGGGUUGGGCCUCACGAGCUUAGUGAUGUCUCUGGAGACACUUCUUGUGCUUACAUCGGGGGAGAGGGAAUCCAUCACGCCCCCCAGGGCUCCGCUGCAGCCACGAAAACUGCCGGAAUUGCAGCAGCAGGGACAACGACAGGCCUGGCUGUGGCGGGGACAGUGACGAGCCCUGGGGGAGGAGUGGCAGUAGCAGGGGUAGGAAGAGGCUCUUCAGGAGGCGCAGUGAGCUUGGCAGCAACCAAGAGUGCGGGCACCGGCCAGGCAAGCGCGGCCCUGGCAGGAGCCAUGGCCAAAGGUCCAAGGGAAGGCGGAUCGGGCAAGGCCAUUGCAGGGGCGGCCAGCCUAUCCUUGGAGGGUACGAACAUGGUCUUGGCGGGAGCUGCCAGCACAUCCUCCACGGGGCCGGACACUCCAGACAGCAGCACGAGCGUGGUGUUCGCCGGCACAGCGACCACCGGCACGCCCGCGGCACGAAGGGCCGAAGGCCUGGUCACGGCCCCCCUGGUCUCCACCUUGCAGAGCGAAGGUUACAUGUGUGAACGGGAUGGAAGCCAGAAGGUCUCUCACGUCAGCGCUGAUGUCCAGAAGGAAAAAAAGGAAAGGAGGGAAAAGAAGGACAGGUCCUCGUCCAGGAGAAGCUCCCAUCACCGCAGGGCAGGGGAAAGUCAUCACCGGAAGGGAGGGGACAAGUCGAUCAGGAAGUCAUCCUCCCACCGGUCCUUAUCCGGCCGUGGAGACACGAGAGACGACAAGAAAGAAAAAGGGCACAGCAGCGCCAGGGGCAGAGGACACGGCCCUCCCAAGAGUGGGAGUGGCAGCCACAGCGCCUCUGUCAGGGAGGGCAGGGCGGCUCCCAAACUGGGGAAGAGCAGGUCCGCCACCAGCUCAGGCACUUUGAGCAAGAAAUCCAGCAAGAUCAGCCGUUUCUUCAGGAGCUUCAGGGUCAUUCCUGGCUCAAAGACCAUGGUCGCUGCCCACGACAGAGAGGUAGACAUCGUGGCUAAGACGGUAGAAAAGCGCAACAUAGAGGCCAAGGUGGAGAAGGCCCCUGCCGGCCAGGAUCUGGGGGUCCGGGGCACCGUGACAUCUGAGACGACGAAGACCAUCAUCAUUGAAGCCAAAUCUGCUUAA
Molecule: messenger RNA, 2101 nt
Organism: Vicugna pacos (alpaca)
Lineage: Eukaryota; Metazoa; Chordata; Mammalia; Artiodactyla; Camelidae
Gene: GARIN3
Product: golgi associated RAB2 interactor family member 3
Cellular component (GO): nucleus
Source: RefSeq, a predicted model, not a curated record